Molecule: messenger RNA, 489 nt
Organism: Closterium sp. Yama58-4
Lineage: Eukaryota; Viridiplantae; Streptophyta; Zygnematophyceae; Desmidiales; Closteriaceae
Source: the annotation of a GenBank genome assembly
AUGUUUAGUCCAUUUUGUUCUCUCUUGUUCUCUCUCGCUCGUUCUCUUUUUCCCUUUCUCUCUAUCCGUUCUCUCUCUUUCUCCCGUUUUCUCUCUCUCGUUCUCUCUCUCUCUCUCUCUCUCUCUCUCUCUCCCUCUCUCUCUCUCUCUCUCUCUCUGUCUCUCUCUCCGCUCUCUCUCCGUUCUCUCUCUCACGUUCGCUCUCUUCCGUUCUCUCUCUCUCUCGUUCUCUCCUCUCCGUUCUCCCUCUGCCGUUCUCUCCCUCGCGUUCUCCCUUUCGCGUUCUCCCUCUCUCGAUCUCCCUCUCUCGUUCUCCAUCUCUUGUUCUCUCUCUCUCUCUCUCUCUCUCUCUCUCUCUCUCUCUCUCUCUCUCUCUCUCUCUCUCUCUCUCUCACACACACACACACACUCUCUCGUUCUCUCUCUCUCUCUCUCUUGGUCUCUCAUUCUCUCGUUCUCUCGUUCUCUCUCUGUAAAUUUCACAGCUAA